Acanthoscelides obtectus is the source of this 315-nucleotide messenger RNA. NCBI's taxonomy places the organism in Eukaryota, Metazoa, Arthropoda, Insecta, Coleoptera, Chrysomelidae. The record is from the annotation of a GenBank genome assembly.
AUGGCCAGUGACAUAAAGGAUAUUAAGAACUCUCAAUCUCAACUCAGAACUGAUGUUGCUUAUUGUAGAAACUUGCUACAGCAACAUUCGGACUCGAUCUCUCGGCAUGAUGACUUAAUAGCGGCCUGCGAAACCAACAUACAAAAUAUCCAGGUUACUCAGAGCUGUCUUCUAACAUUGCUAAUAUUGAAUCGAGACUUGCAAGAUCUAUGGAGACGAUGCACUCAGGCAACGGCGCUUCUUCUACCCCUAUUGCUCCAUGCUCCCAAGCAGAGACAAUGGAGUUAUUUAGACGUUCCCACAAUAUCAUUCUGA